GGAUGGAUGAGCGCCAUAUUGCGCCUGGCUGAACAGAGGGAGGGGAAAUCUGCGGCUGCGAAGCGUCUCUCUCACCAGCACCUCGUCUCAUCAGCAAGACUUCAACUAGAAGACGCAGAGAGAAGUCACACGGAGCUCAGGCCUCUUCUUCUUUUAAAACGAACGGCUCCUUGCACAGAGGAACGGAAAGGACAGAAACAUGCCCAAAGCGGUCAAUGUUCGCGUCACCACCAUGGACGCUGAGCUGGAGUUCGCCAUCCAGCCCAGCACCAACGGCAAGCAGCUGUUUGACCAGGUGGUGAAAACCAUCGGCUUACGUGAGAUCUGGUACUUCGGACUUCAGUACAUGGACAGCAAAGGUUACUACACUUGGCUGAAACUGGACAAAAAGGUGUCGUCUCAGGACAUGAAGAAAGAGAACCCUCUCCAGUUUAAAUUUCGGGCCAAAUUCUUCCCUGAGGAUGUUUCCGAGGAGCUGAUCCAGGACAUCACGCAGAAGCUCUUCUUCCUGCAGGUGAAGGAGGGCAUCCUGAGCGACGAGGUCUACUGCCCGCCAGAGACUGCCGUGCUGCUCGCCUCCUACUCCGUCCAGGCCAAGUGUGGAGACUACAACAAAGAAGUCCACCGGCCCGGAUACCUGCUGUCUGAACGUCUGCUGCCACACAGAGUCCUGGAGCAGCACAAGUUAUCCAGAGAACAGUGGGAGGAGAGGAUUCAGGUGUGGCACGAGGAGCACGGUGGGAUGUUGAAGGAGGACGCCAUGCUGGAGUACCUCAAGAUCGCCCAGGACCUGGAAAUGUAUGGCGUCAACUACUUUCAAAUCAAGAACAAGAAGGGGACAGAGCUGUGGCUGGGGGUGGACGCCCUGGGACUCAACAUUUAUGAGAAGGAGGACAAAUUGACCCCAAAGAUCGGCUUCCCCUGGAGUGAGAUCAGAAACAUUUCCUUCAACGAUAAGAAAUUCAUCAUCAAGCCCAUCGACAAAAAAUCCCCGGACUUUGUGUUUUAUGCCCCGAGACUGCGCAUAAACAAGCGCGUCCUACAGCUGUGCAUGGGCAACCACGAGCUGUACAUGCGACGCCGCAAGCCGGACACGAUCGAGGUGCAGCAGAUGAAGGCGCAGGCCCGAGAGGAGAAGCAGCAGAAGCAGAUGGAGAGGUACGCACACAUCUGGAGGGAAGACACACGAAACCCUUAA
Molecule: messenger RNA, 1198 nt
Organism: Paralichthys olivaceus (Japanese flounder)
Lineage: Eukaryota; Metazoa; Chordata; Actinopteri; Pleuronectiformes; Paralichthyidae
Source: RefSeq, a predicted model, not a curated record